Messenger RNA from Chlamydomonas reinhardtii, 4994 nucleotides. RefSeq lists its product as uncharacterized. Gene Ontology annotation, molecular function: protein kinase activity; ATP binding. Gene Ontology annotation, biological process: protein phosphorylation. The transcript has 25 exons. Lineage: Eukaryota; Viridiplantae; Chlorophyta; Chlorophyceae; Chlamydomonadales; Chlamydomonadaceae. The record is from RefSeq and is a predicted model, not a curated record. Bases 323 to 3427 code for a protein of 1034 amino acids.
GCUCAAUUAUUAUGAAGCGCCACAAGACCUAACUCUCUACAGCUUCUAAAUGUCGACCGCAGAGGGUCCUUUGCAGGACCUUGAUGGAAUCAUUGUCACGCGUGAUAUUGACAUUACACAAGUAUCUAUUGCGGCAAGUGGGCGUUUCUCCUCCGGCGAAACUGGGCCCGGCGCGGCUACGGUUGUUGGGCCUGCGUCUACUGAGAAUGGUAACGUUGUGGAAGUUGUUGCAACACCACGUCAUGGCGAAGCCUUGGUGCCACGGCUUAGCUCGGCAACAAAUGAGGGCCACAGUGGGGAGCCCGACAGCAGCGGGGGAUGCAUGAAGAACGGCUUGGAAACAGACCCAGUGGCAGCCUUGGCGCUGGGUGUUGCCCCUCGGCAACAGGCCAGCUUCUUGCUUCCCGACAAGAACGCCCCCUUCAAAGCCCGGCUUAAAUGCCUUUUCUGCCCCUGGCCUGCCUACGUUUGGAUAGCUUUGGGGGUUUUCGUAUUGGUGGAGGUGCUGGGCAUUGUGGGAGCCGUUUACUAUGCGCGCGGUGUGACCCACACUGCGCGCUCGGCCGCUGCCGACCUGGCACGCAGCAGCGCGCGCUCCAUAGAGACGAUGCUGGACCACCUGCUGGCCCCGGCACUGGCGCUCGCCAACAUGCCGUACGUGAACCCGCACUGGCCCACCAUCAUGGAGACCUUCUACCUGCAUGCGGAGGCCAUCUACAAGACCAACCCGUAUUACCAGAUUGAGCUGUGCCCGGCGGGUGUGGUGGGGUCCAUGGCCAUGCCGUCCUACACCGUCAACAUGACGGCGGAGGAGCGGGAUGCGUUCUUUGUGGGAUUCGACCUGGGGUUGGACAUCCUGGACCCCUCACGCCACCCGGACUGCUGCGAUGAGGAGUACGGCAGCAUCAUGAGCAACGGCUCGGUGCCGCUGCUGGGCCCGUGGUUCGCGCCGGGGGAGCUGGAGGAGGGCGGGUUCGUGGUGCGGCACAGCGUGUUCCUGCCGGUGCCGCCGGGGGGAAACGUCACAGAGGCCUGGCAGCUGCCUGCAAACCACCUGCACCUGUGCCCGCACGAUGUGUGCAACACACGCGACGGCCGCACCUGGUGGGGCUGGAGCAACGCGGUGAUCGCCUGGAAGUCCAUCAAGCCGGGUCUGAGGCCGCUGCAGGACCGGCCCAACACCCUGUACACACUGGCGCCCGACCCGCACGCCGUCAACCAGUCCUUCCUGGCGCACAGCGACACGCUUCCCGACCCGGACCAGUGUGAGGCGGUGCGCAUCGUCGUGAACGGCUUCAUGUGGUGGACGCUGUGUGUGGAGCCGUCCGGCGGCUUCGUGCCGGUCUGGCGCGCGGGGCUGAUGGUGGGCAUCACCGCCCUGGCGCUGCUGCUGGCGGUGCUGGUGGGGCUAGUGCUGCGCAGCCGCGGCCAAGCCGUGGAGAGCCUGCAGAGGCAGAUGGAGCUGAACCGGCAGCUGGCUAUUGCCAAGGAGGAGGCGGAGGAGGGCCGGCGGGUGAUCGAGGAGGAGAAGCGGGUGAUGGACGUGCUGAUGGCGCGGCAGCGCAACCUCAUCGAGCUGUUCGGCAAGGAGGGCGAGCUGAUGGCGGCCGCGGACGGCAGUGGCCCCGACGCGGCGGCGGACACGGCGCGACGGCGCAUGCUGCUGGGCGGCACGAGCACCGGAGACAUGAGCAACCUGUCGCGCGAGAGCACACCCAUGGAUCGCAUCGAGGCGGUGCGGCGGCAGCUGUCGCUGAAAAGCACGGGCGGCAAGAAGGGCGCGGCCGCCGCUGCGCACGACGAGAUCAAACUGAUGGAGCUGCUAGGCGAGGGCUCGUUUGGCAAGGUCUACAAGGGCCUGUGGCGCGGCACCGAGGUGGCUGUCAAGACCAUGGUGCUGCCCGCCAACAUGUCGGGAGCGGAGAAGCGCGAGAAGAUGGCGGUGAUGGAGGCGGCCAUCAGCAGCGCCAUGCACCACCCCUGCAUCGUGCAGACGUACACCUACUUCAUCAAGACCGUGUGCGAGGAGGCGUCCGAUGACGCCAGCGUCGUAACGGCCACCGACGGCAUCGUGAUCGGCAAGGACAGCAGCGGCGGCACCAGCGUGCUGGGCGGCUCCAGGGGCUUUGACGACCCCAACUCCCAGGCGCGCGGCUCCAGCAUGACCGCGCAGGCCGUGCACGGCUACGAGGUGCGGCUGGUCCUGGAGUUCUGCGACCGGGGCUGUCUGCGGGACGCGCUGGACGGCGACGCCUUCCUCACCGCGACCGGAGUCAACUACCGUGGCGUGCUGGACUCUGCGGCUGACGUGGCCAAGGCCAUGCUGCACCUGCACCUCAACGACGUCCUGCACGGCGACCUGAAGGCCCGCAACGUGAUGCUCAAGAACAGCGGCGGCGAGGGCCUUGGCGUCAUUUGCAAGGUGGCGGACUUUGGUCUGGCCGUCAAGAUGGAUACCUGCGACCAGACCCAUAUGAGCGGCAUGUUUCAGGGCACACUCACACACAUGGCGCCGGAGCUGAUGCUGCACGGCCGCAUGUCAAAGCCUGCAGACGUGUACGCCUACGGCAUCACGCUGUGGGAGUUGUUCGUGGGCGGCCACGCCUUCAAGGGCAUGCCGCGCGCGCUGCUGGGUCACGAGGUGGCGGCGGAGGGCAAGCGGCCCGUGUUCCCGCCCUUCACGCCCGAGCCCUAUGCGCGCCUGGCGGCGGACUGCUGGGCACACGACCCCGAGCAGCGGCCCACGUUCGAGCAGAUCUUGGAGCGACUUGCAGCCAUGCGUGCCGAGCUGCCCGGACCCGCAGCCACCCUGGGCACCUACGCCAUCGGUGAAGUGCAGCCCGACACACCCGCGCGCCGGUCGGGGUCCGGCCUCACGCCCGCACCCCUGCACAAGCUGAGCGGCAACAGAAUGGAAACCGCGGCGGCGGCGGCUGUGGCGUCCGUGGCGGCGGUAGCGGGCGGCAGUGGCAUCGGAUUUGGGUCAAGCGGCGAUAGCAGGUUGGAGCAGGGCAGUGGCGGCGGCUGUGGCGGUACCAGUGUCACUGUGCACAAUAACUGGGCGUUCCUACGCGCGUUGCGUGGGCCCAAUCUGGAGGUGAUCGAGGAGGGCGAGCGUGAGGGGCAGUCCUCCCGCCUGCUGCCGCAAGUGCCGUCACCGGACCCACACCACCACCAGCACAACGGCCAGGCGCCCGGCGGCCUGGGUACGGUGUUUGAGAGCGAGGUGGCCAGCGUGGCCGCCCCUGCAGCCGACGUCCGAGUGGGCGGCCCUGCAGGUGUGGCAGGUGGGCGCACGGAGGCGCCCGCGGUGGCAGCAGGUGGCGCGCGGGCGGUGGCUGAGCUCGACACGGCCGGCAGCAGCAACACCCUGCCCAUUGUGCUGCACGCGCUGCCAAACGGCAUGCUUGAUGGACGCGGCAUCUGAGCUACCUGGGGCACGGCGGGCGUGGUGGGUGCUUGCCGGCGGAGUCCAGACACUUAAUGCUGUUUGCUGUGAAGCGUACGGCUUGGGGCAGCGGGUGUGUGGUGACAGGGGUCGCUGUGAUGCUGCCGGCACGACAAUGCAAUGCCGCCAAGCGCCUGAAGCAGCUUGCGAAGCGUGGGGUCUGAUGGCAAGGUGGCAAGUGGAUAGAGUGGGUUGCUCCUUGUGGUUGCAAGGCAGCAUGUCCUUGCUGCGUUGUGGCUGAACAUGUCGGCACUGCGUCAUGGAGUGCGUUCAUCAUGCAUAGCAAUGCUAUUGUGGUGCAGGGCAUGAGCGGCAUGCGAUUUCCUUUGUGCAUAACUGCUAGUACCGUAACUCUAAUUGUGUGAGCAUGCAACCGUUGCAGGUUACUGGGGAUCGCGCUGUAUGGUCUUGCGUCAAACGGUGGAUGAUGCGAAUGCACUGUGAGCUGCGGGAAGGAAUUUAAGGUCGGCGGUUGGGGGGGAGGGAGGAUUGAUGCAGUAAGCCUGCUGCCAAGGGGAUCAUGUGAUCUUGUCCGAUGCAGUUCCGCAAGCACACAGCAGAUGGGUGAGGUGGCGCCUGCCUGUUGCCAAGAGUUGUUGAAAGCCGUAUAAAUAUUGAAUGCAUCUUGCAACGCACUUUCUUUUCUGAUUCCUCGUUUGAAUCGUCUGCGUCGGUGCGGCACUGUCGUCAAUCGACGCCGGUGUGUUGCAAGCAACCGGGUGACGGCGCUGACUGCCAGCGCGUGCGCGUGCUUUUUGGUAAGGUGUGUACGUAUGUGCGUGUAUACGGAAGAAUGUCCCCGCCCUUACACUGUUUGUUCGUAUGGCUAGCCAGCUGGGGUACUGCGGCACGCUUGCAAAUACUGGUGGGGUCCUAGCACUAUCACUGCGGGCUUCACAGACCUGGCCGCUGUCUGCGGCAUACCACACGGCACGCGCCGAAUGACAGGCGACGCAGGGCUGUCGGUCUAAGUCGACUGCUGAUGUGGCUGGAGAUACAUAACAUUGAAGGCUUGUGUAUGCCAUGGAACGGCACAGCAGGCUGCACGUGUGCGCGUGCAGCCUGAGUGCUCAGCUCGCCUCGUAUGCAGUGGUGAUGGAGCGCCAUCACAACUGGGUGUGCAUGUGUGUAUGUGAAUGCAUGUGUCUAUCGCCCCACGGCCGUGACGUGCGCAAGUGCGGACCUGCGCGCUAGGUGCUCUUUCUCGCUGUGUGUGUGUGUGUGUGUGUGUGUGUGUGUGUGUGUGUAGUGUGUAGUGUGUGUGUGUAGUGUUCUUGUUGUCGUACGAUAGCCGCAUGCCGGGUAACGCAACGCUUUCGCCACGAGGCCUUUCCACUUGCGCGAGGCUGACGUAGGAGUCAUGAUUGAGGCUUGUGGAAGUGGUGGGCCGUACCGUGAUUGCUCCUGUUGGGCCCUGGCGUGUGGAAGGGCCAGUGGCCGUGGCCUGGGGUCAGGGCUUGACCCCACGGGUUGACCCCUGCGUGUGUGGACCAGGGGCGGGUAUGCGGGGAGCCGGCGCGGUGGAGAUGUGUAACGGUUCAUCGGC